AGAGAGGGAGAGAGGGAGGGAAUGGGAGGAGAGAGGCAGCUCUGGCGCGAGUGAGAGAGGGGAGGCUAUUUGGCAUAUUUGGCAGGAGAGGGAAGAAAGAAAGGAGGGAGGGAGGGCUGUUUUUGAGUGUUUGUGUGUGUGUGCCUGAGAAAUGAGAGAGAGAGAGAGAGAGAGAGAGAGAGGGAGGAGGGUACUGAGCUGAGAGAAAUCUGUCAGAUUCAAACACACUGCUCUCUCUCUGUGUGUGUGUGUGUGUGUGUGAUAGAGAGAGAGGGAUGAGAAGAGGAGAGCUGAGGAACAGAUAGAAAGAGACAGAGGAGGACCACAAAGUGAGGCCAGUCCACCUAUGGAUCAGCAUUCAUAUCAGAAACCCAGGGGAUUCCACGAACACAUCGACUGACAUCCCCACGAGUGCAGCCGAUCAACACUGAUGCUGAUCCCCUGCACGCAGCUGUAGAGCAGCAAGGCCGAGGAGUCAGGGGUGAAAGGUCACAGACUCGAGACCCGGAGCAGGCGCUGAGUUUGAAAAGGUUUCGAGAGGGGAGACUGUGAGGCUACAAGAAGAAUCAGGGUUCAGGAAGGAAGGUCUCAGUGACAGACGAGAGUCAAGGGGUCAAAGAUGAUGACAUCACAUGGAAAGCUGAGGAGGGAGAAGGGGAGUCUGGCCGAAUACGAAUCGCAGAUGAAAGUUAUCGUAUGAAUGAACUAUUCUUCAUGGACCAAUGGAUGUCCAACCACAGCUCUAAAAAUACAGCAGUACCUGCGGGCCCAACUGACCGACCAGAUCAAGAUUUUAGACUCUCAGGUGGAGGUGAAACAGCAGCAGCUCUCAGACCUCUCUGAGUUUCUCCGGCGUCGAGGCGACAUCGAGGCUGAAUAUGCGCGGGCCCUCGACAAACUCACCGAGAGGUUCACCCACAAGACUAAGAAGAAGGAGCAGUGGGGUCAGUCUGUGAGUCAGGUCUGGUCUGUUUUGCUGACUCAGACUCGUCUGGAGAGCCGGGAACACGCAGCACUGGGUGACACCUGCUGCAACACACUCACACAGCGGUUGACACACAGUACGGAGGAUACACACCGCCUGCACAAGCGGAGCAAAGAAGUUGGCAUCCAGAUGCAGGAUGAGCUGCUAAAGGUCACCACUGAGCUGCAGACGGCUCUGAAGACAUAUAACCAGUACCACACGGACUGCCUGAUAGCUGAGGGGAAACUGAAGGAAGCCGAGCGGUUGGAGGAGAGGCAUACCGGCAAGUCAGCUGAGCUCGGCCUCGGCCAAUCAGGAGGACAGAGGCGGAGUUCUGUCAAGAAGAUGGAGAGAUUGAUGGAGAAAAGGCAUGGCAGAGUGCAGGAGACCCAGCUGAAGUGUACUAAGGCUCGUAAUGACUACCUGCUAAAUCUAGCAGCAGCCAAUGCAGCCAUGAACAAGUACUACCUGCAGGAUGUCAGCACUCUCAUCGACUGCUGUGACCUGGGUUUCCAUCUGUCCAUGGAGAGGGUGAUGAAGUGCUACCUGGCCAGUAGGUGGCGCAUCCAGAAGACAGAGGAGACGGGGCUCAAGCAGCUGGAGGCUGCUGUGACGUCCCUGGACCAAGGCGGAGACCGAGAUGCGUUGCUACAGCAACACGAUGCUGCCUUCUGCCUUCCGUUCAGAUUCAACUACCAUCCACAUGAGGGAGACCAGGUGUGUGAGGUGAGUGCGGAGAGCCAGGUGAGGUACGAGCUGGAGACCAGGUUCCAGCAGCUUCAGUCUCGACUCGCUGCCGUUACCUUGGAAACAGAGGAGGUCAGUAAAACGCUUAAAGCCACACUCACAGCCCUGCUGGACACUAUUUGUGACAGCGACUGUAACCCCUCCCCCGACGUGCCCAGCAGCCUAUCACAAGAGCCCCCUGGAGGAAACACCGCCCUAAAACUUACCCUUGCCAAGCGUCGAGCCAAUCAGCAGGAGACAGAGACCUACUAUUUUACAAAAGUGAAGGAGUUCCUCACCAGCAGUUCUCUGACCUCCAAACUUCAAGCCAAACAUGACCUUCUACAUGAUGCCAUACAGAAAGCUGAGGCCGUCGACAGUGACCCUUCCAGAAUGCAAUGUGCUCGGUCAGUGCGUGUUCGGAAGUCCAGACCUGUUUCCCAAUUCUGCCACACACUCUUCACCACAGACAUAGUCUCCUACAUACAGAGCUCUGGACAGCAGAUUCCUGUGGUGGUUGAAAGCUGCAUCCGUUUCAUAAACCUUCAUGGCCUCCACCAUGAAGGGAUAUUCAGAGUUCCUGGAAUGCAGAGGGAGGUUAACCUCAUCAGAGAUGCAUUUGAGAGAGGGGAUGAUCCUCUGUCAGACAGUGAGUGUGACCUGGACUCUGUGGCUGGUGUGUUGAAGCUCUACUUCAGGGGUCUUGAGCCUCCUCUCUUCCCUUAUGACAGCUACUCUCAGCUGCUGGAGUGUGUCCAAAUCGAGGGGGUGACGGAGAAAGCUGCCCAGAUUAAAGCGAUUGUCUCCACCUUCCCACGGCCACUCCUCAUCGUGCUGCGUUACCUUUUCGCUUUCCUCAAUCACGUGUCUCAGUACAGUGAUGAGAACAUGAUGCAGCCCUACAACUUGGCUGUUUGCUUCGGUCCGAGCCUGCUGAGGGGGUUGGAUUCGGAUGACGCUGUUGCUAGGCAGCCACAGGUCAAUGAUCUUGUCAAAACCAUGAUCCUCCAACAUGACAUCAUCUUCCCCAGCCAAUCAGAACUGCCGGGCCCUGUCUACGAGAAGCACAUGACUCUGGAGCAGGAGUACUGUGAACCAAUCACAGAGGAGGGAGAUGGAGAGACUGAGCAUUUGCCCAGUGAGGACGAGUGGGAGGCAGUGGCUAUGUUCGACUAUGUGGCGAGAUCUCCAGCAGAGCUGUCCUUCAAGGUGGGAGAUCUUCUCAUCCUUCAAAGCAAGGCCUCCUGUGAUUGGUGGAGAGGCGAAGUGGGAGGGGUUAAAGGUCUCAUUCCUCACAAGUACAUCACUGUGCUGGAUGGGUCAGAGCGAGGGAAAAGAGAAGAAGGAGGAGGAGGAGGCAGCACUGGAAACCUGACAGCAGAAGAUCCACAGACGGAGAACACAACUCGGAUGCGGGUGAACAGCGACAGUGCUUCGUUGCCUGGGAGACAGAGAGGAAGUGAGGGGAGCCCCAGCCGAAAACCACCAACCUCUCCCGCCACACGACAUCUACCAGUGUCUCAGGAGCGAAGGCACACUUUGGACACUGUGAGACAGGGCGGCUUUAGACCCCCAGACAAACCUCCAUUUGUUCAGCCAGAGAGAACAGCAGUUGACAAGGAGAUGAUCAGCCGUCAGAUGAACUCGGUGUUCAAGGAGCUCCUGUCUCGCCAGCCUCCCGUGCAGCAGUCCACCCUCGCCAACCCUGCCGCUCCUGCUCCCUCUUCCUCCUCCUCUUCCUCCUCCUCCUCCUCUUCCUCUGUUCCUCAAGCUGCCCCCGCUGCCAAAAAAGUAGGAUUCGGGCUCAGAGGACGGGCCCUUUUCAGACCGUUGGACUGAGAGAGAGCAGAGGAUGACUGGAAUUACUGAUUUAUUAUUUGACGAUGAUGAUUAUGGUGAUGCUGAUGAUACAUUUGGUGAAGAUCUUGAUUUAUUUUUUUGACACGUGUAUAAUAUUUGCGUCUCUGCCAUCUCAUAGUGCCAUUAGUCCCGGUGCCGUGUUACUGUACGUCCAGUGUGUCUGUUUUCCAGCUGGUUUUUGGUCUUUUUAUGUUCUGGUCUGUUUUUGUUCUCCAGGCUUUUGCAGUUUUUGGAGAAUCAGGGAUGUGACAUCGCCAGUGAUAUCACCAGACUGACUUUUUAAAGUGGUUGCCAUGAUACAACAACAAAAGACUUAAGCUGCCCCCUAGUGGCUCACCCUUAUAAUGUUUGCUUUAUUUUAAAAAAGAAAAAAUACUCUUGACUCUUCACAUUUACUUCACUUGAAAAAUAUCAGAUUUCAGUUUGAACAGCAUAAUAUGUUUUUUAAAAAAUCAUGUGAUCUGGGAGGGUGUUUAUGGAACCCCAAAGUGUUCAAUAUACAAUAAUGAAAUUAUGAAAUCAAUAAUCAUACAGAUGAACUGAAGGAAAUCAACCAACAUUUAAGGAAAUAAUUCAAGACAUUUUUAAAAAUCAACUCAUUACUUUGAAAUGUUAUUUCACAAAAAAGACAUUUACAAAGACAUUUUUCCUGAUUACAUUUCAUGAUGUCACUUCAUGCCAACGCGGCUGUCACCACCAUCUCCCCUUUGAGCCAGUCACUUACCCCCUCCCCUGCAUUUUAAGCUAGCAAAAUCAGCAACUGCUAUAGAUUAGCCAGUUGACUCAUUUUAGCUAGAGCAGCAACAGUGUCGAUGUUAUCCUGAAUAAACCAAGCUCCCUCACACACGGAGAAAACAUGGACAAUGUGGACAAUGAGACACUAAUAAUUAAUAAAUUACAUAAAAUAAUAUUCCUAAAAUAAUUGUAUUUAAUGUAUCUAUCUAUGUGAAUGUAGCAUUAGCCUAACCAGGCUGCUCAUGCUACUGACAUAAAAGGUUGUUUGAACUAUUAUUCAGCAUCAAGUGAAAAGUGUUAGCACUGUUAGCUAUACGGCUAGCUUGUGUUGGCUUGAGUGACAACAGAGAAAGUCAUUUUGUUCGCCACAGAGUUGUGUCACAGAAUCAAAAUGUGGCCGAAGUCAUUUUGAAUUAAUGAGCUAACGUUAAUGUUGUCUCUUUGUCUCUAUGCUGAGUAACAAACAAAGCUAAAGGAAGUAACAGAAGAAUCUUCUGGGUUUAUUUACAGUAGCAGCUACGUGGUUGAUUCAGAAUUACUUUGACAUUGCGUUAGCUAUCAGGAGCUAACUGUGUUAGCAGUGUUCAGGGGGGUUGUGAAAGGUGAGAGGGCAGUGGCAUUAUAACAUAAAAUAUUUCCUACAGUAUGUGAUGAAAACAGCGAUAUCGUUUCAUUGAUAUCAAGGGGCAUCUGACUGAAUCCGACACAGUGUUAGGCAUUAAGAAUAAUUCCAUUGAAAUAGCCAAUCUUCUCGCUCAUGGUUUGGUUUAUGUGGGUCAUAUAGAGGCAUCAGUAUUAAAAUUAGACUGUUUCAUAACCAGUAACCAACUCCUUGUAGAACAUUUAAUAUUGAACAUUUUGGGGCUCCACAGAUGUUAUCUUGGAGAACUGUUAACAGUGAAGUCAGUACUUUAUAGCAGCAUGCAGCGCACACACACAAGGAUGGAAAACACAUUCCCCUUCAUAUGUGAUACAUGGCCUGAUACACGGGCCAAAACUCAGGGCUUUUGCAGAGUUAGAGACGGGCUAACUCAGGUUUGGCUUCGAAGGAAUAAGUAAGAGUUUCUCACUCAGGGCUUUGGUUCAACUGGAAACUGUGCCCUAGCCUCAAGAGCCAAAAUGGCCCCCAUAAGAGAGAAAUUCCUCUGAUUUAAACUGUGAAUGCAACGGCGACAUUUUGGAGCCGCGAUCGAAACUCUUGUCUCAUUCAUCCACACAUUUUGGCCCCCCGACUAUAUCCAGCACCAUCCACAGGUCCCAUUCAAAUGUGCGUUUCAGGAUUUUUGCAGUGUACAAUUACUUUGACUCCAAAAGCAUUUGAAAUGUUUUUUACGUUUUCCCCUCUGUUGUGUUUCAGUAUUGGAAACAUAGAAGUAGAAUCCUUUUUUCAAGCUGAUUCUGCUUCUAUGAUUGAAACGCCCUGUUGUUCUGGAUCACUGUUUGAUGAUGUCACUAAAUUUACUGUGUCCAAUUGUAUAUGUGGUAAAAAAAAUAUGAAUACAAUAAAGAUGACAAAGUGGUGAAUGAUUAA
Dicentrarchus labrax (European seabass) is the source of this 5816-nucleotide messenger RNA. It is a transcript of the gene arhgap4b, whose product is annotated as Rho GTPase activating protein 4b. Lineage: Eukaryota; Metazoa; Chordata; Actinopteri; Moronidae. The record is from RefSeq and is a predicted model, not a curated record. Gene Ontology annotation, molecular function: protein binding. Gene Ontology annotation, cellular component: cytoplasm. Gene Ontology annotation, biological process: signal transduction; negative regulation of cell migration. The transcript has 25 exons. The coding region runs from base 701 to 3529 and encodes 942 amino acids.